GGCGUAAGAAGAAAGUAAAGCAAAGCAAAGCAAAGCCAGAGAGAGAAACAGCUCUAUAUAUUGAAGCUCAAACUAAAGCUUAUGUUGAAGGCAAUGGAUUAAUGGUCAAAUUCAUAACUUUGAUCCAAUUUUAUCAUAAAGCUUUGCCCUUUUCACUUCAUUUUGUCUUUAUUUUGUGAGUGAUAUGCGUGGGGAGGAUCAAGAACAGGAUCAUCAUCAUCAACAUCAAGGGGAGUGUUCACAAACAAUUGAGAAUAUGUUUCAAGAACAGCUUCUUCUUCACCAACAACUACAAAACAACACCACCGAUCAUAUUAUCUAUGGAGAUCAUCACCAUCAUGGAGCUGGAAGAGGGUUGAUUUUCCCGGCCGACGUCGUGUCGCCGGUUCUAAACUCGUGGCCUCCGCUCAACCCAUUUCUCAUUCCUCCUCCACCUCCGCCUCCGCCACCGACAUCGUUAUGUUCGUCGUCGUCGUAUGGUAAUCUUUUUAACCGGAGACCGGCUAAUUGUCUUCAAUUUGCUUAUGAUGGAACUUCCUCAGCGGACCACUUGGGUCGAAUCAUAUCAACCACGCUUGGACCAGUGGUUCAUCAUGGCUCAACUGCUCCCUUUGGAUUACAAGCUGAGCUUGGCAAAAUGAGUGCUCAAGAAAUAAUGGAUGCCAAAGCUCUUGCAGCUUCUAAAAGCCAUAGUGAAGCGGAGAGAAGAAGAAGAGAAAGAAUCAAUAAUCAUCUUGCUAAGCUCCGGAGCUUACUUCCUAGUACCACUAAAACAGACAAAGCUUCACUACUAGCAGAAGUAAUACAACACGUGAAAGAGCUAAAACGGCAAACAUCAUUGAUAGCAGAAACAAGUCCAAUCCCAACAGACAUCGACGAGCUAACAGUGGACGAUGCCUCAGACGAGAUGAUGAUCAACGGCGCCAAAUUUGUAAUAAAAGCUUCUCUUUGCUGUGAGGACCGUUCAGAUCUCCUCCCUGACCUCAUCAAAACACUGAAAUCCUUGCGCUUAAGAACCCUCAAAGCUGAAAUCACAACCCUUGGUGGGCGCGUGAGAAAUGUGCUGUUUGUUACCGGUGAAGACGACGAGCCAUCAACUGACCAUAAUAACAACGAUAAUAACAAUAAUAAUAAUAAUCCCAAUUCAGACAGCCAACAACAACAACAACAACAUAGUAUCAGCUCAAUUCAAGAAGCAUUGAAGGCUGUGAUGGAAAAAACAGGACCGGAUGAUUCUUCGUCAGGAAACAUUAAACGACAAAGAACAAAUAACAUCAAUAUCCUUUAAGGUUUCUUCAUGUUUUUUUUUUUUUUUUUAAUGAACUGAAAAUUUACAUAUCACUGAAAUUUCCACCAUUUUAGAGGGAUCUUUUUCAUGGGGUUCGGAAAAAAAGUGAUCUUUUGGGUAAGAGGGGCUUUUCCCGAGUUGAUAGCUAUACGUAACGGACCAAAACAGAGGACAGACGAUGAUUUAUGGUGUGAGAAAAGUAUUGAAGUUUUGUUUUUUAUGAUUUGGGUAAGAGGGGCUUUUCCCAGAGAUGAGAGCGAUACGUAACGGGCCAAAACGGAGGACAGACAAUGAUUUAUGGUGUGAGAAAAGCAUUGAAGUUUUGUUUUUUAUAAUUUGGGUAAAAUGGGCUUUUCCCAAAGUUCAUAGCGAUACAUAAUAGGCCAAAACGGAGCACAGACGAUAUCUAUCUAUGGUGUGAGAAAAGUAUUGAAGUUUUAUUUUUUAUGAUUUGGGUAAGAGGGGCUUUUCCCAGAGUUGCAGUGAAGGUAAAGAAAAGCCCUAAUGAGGCAUGCAUGUGGUGCAGUUGUGUCCCCUUUGAUAUUGCAAAGUGAUGCAACAAAAAGAACUGAUUUUUUUUUUUGGAUAUGAAGAUCUGUCUUGAUUUUAUGUAUUAUUUUGUCUUUGACCCAUCUUGGGAUUUGCCUUGAAAUCAUCU
This is a messenger RNA of Cucurbita moschata (crookneck pumpkin), 1946 nucleotides long. RefSeq names its product transcription factor bHLH30-like. Gene Ontology annotation, molecular function: protein dimerization activity; DNA-binding transcription factor activity. NCBI's taxonomy places the organism in Eukaryota, Viridiplantae, Streptophyta, Magnoliopsida, Cucurbitales, Cucurbitaceae. The coding region runs from base 185 to 1288 and encodes 367 amino acids. The record is from RefSeq and is a predicted model, not a curated record. Gene Ontology annotation, biological process: regulation of DNA-templated transcription. The transcript has 2 exons.